AGGAAAACCAUGCAGGCUCAGGAAGUCCUGAGACAGCUGCGGAUACCCGAGCUGGAUGACUUUCGGCAGUAUGUGCGCAGCUUGCCCACCAACGCGCUCAUGGGCAUGGGCGCCUUUGCGGCCAUCACCACCUACUGGUAUGCCACCCGGCCGAAAGCCCUCAAACCACCUUGUGACCUCGGUAUGCAGUCAGUGGAAAUGCCGGGCGGAGAAUAUGCACGAAGGUCAGUACUGAAUGAAAGCGACCAGUACAUGACAUUUUACUACAACGACGCACGGACCAUGUAUGAGGUUUUCCUACGAGGGCUAAGAGUAUCAAAUGAUGGACCAUGUCUAGGAUCAAGGAAACCCAACAAGCCUUAUGAGUGGCAAUCUUACAGAGAGGUUGCAGACAGAGCAGAAUACAUAGGCUCUGCUCUCCUUCACAAAGGACACUCUCAUACUGGAGACAAGUUUAUUGGCAUCUUCGCUCAGAACAGGCCAGAGUGGACCAUCUCAGAGCUGGCUUGUUACACAUACUCACUUGUGGCAGUACCGCUGUAUGACACGCUAGGCACAGAGGCCAUCGACUACAUCAUUGACAAAGCUUCCAUCUCAACAGUAAUUUGCGAUGUACCUGACAAGGUGAAGCUCAUCCUGGACUGCGUCGCGGGAAGAAAACACACUAUGAAGAUGAUCAUUGUUAUGGAGGCCUUUGAAAGUGACCUGGUCACGCGUGGAAAGGAGUGUGGCAUUGACAUCCUUAGCCUGAAGGAAAUAGAGGCUCUUGGUAAAGCCAACCAUCAUAAACCAGUGCCCCCGAAACCAGAGGACCUUGCACUCAUCUGCUUUACGUCUGGAACCACAGGAAACCCAAAAGGUGUUAUCCUUACCCAUGGGAAUAUUAUCGCCAACACUGCAGCUUUCAUUAGAAUAACAGAGGUGCACUGCAUGCUGAACCUCCAUGAUAUUCAUAUGUCCUAUCUCCCCCUAGCACACAUGUUUGAGAGGGUUGUGGAGGGAGUCAUCCUUAUCCAUGGUGCUCGAAUCGGCUACUUCCAGGGAGACAUCCGUCUCUUGAUGGAUGAUUUGAAAACACUGCAGCCCACAAUCUUCCCUGUUGUCCCACGUCUUCUCAACCGAAUGUUUGAUAAGAUAUUUGGUCAAGCCAAUACGCCGCUGAAGAGAUGGCUGCUAGAUUUUGCUUCGAGAAGGAAGGAGGCGGAACUUCGAAGUGGCGUGGUCAGAAAGGACAGCAUGUGGGACAAACUCAUCUUCCGAAAAGUGCAGGCAAGCCUGGGUGGUCGUGUGAGGCUCAUGAUCACAGGAGCGGCCCCAGUGUCCCCGACCGUCCUGACGUUCCUUCGUUCUGCCCUGGGCUGUCAGUUUUAUGAAGGUUAUGGGCAGACCGAAUGCACAGCCGGGUGCUCCAUGUCAAUGCCUGGAGACUGGACAGCAGGUCAUGUAGGAGCUCCACUGCCCUGCAACUCAAUCAAGCUGGUGGAUGUGGCUGAGAUGAAUUACCUGGCAGCCAAUGGAGAGGGAGAGGUGUGUGUUAAAGGACCAAAUGUAUGCCAGGGAUACUUGAAAGACCCAGAGAGAACGGCAGAGGCAAUUGACAAGGACGGGUGGCUCCACACAGGAGAUAUUGGAAAAUGGCUUCCCAAUGGCACUUUGAAGCUCAUUGAUAGAAAGAAGCACAUUUUUAAGCUGGCACAAGGAGAAUACAUUGCCCCUGAGAAAAUAGAAAACAUCUAUAUUCGUAGUGAUCCAGUGGCUCAGAUAUUUGUUCAUGGUGAUAGCCUACAGGCGUGUCUGGUGGGAAUAGUGGUACCUGAUCCUGACUUUCUACCUGGUUGGGUCAAGAAAAGAGGAAUUGAGGGAUCCUACUCUGAACUCUGCAAAAAUAUGGAUGUCAAGAAUGCCAUUCUGGAGGACAUCCUGAUGGUGGGCAAAGAAGGAGGACUCAAGUCUUUUGAACAGGUGAGACAGAUUGCCUUACACCCAGAGAUGUUUUCCGUUCAGAAUGGCCUGCUGACGCCCACCCUCAAGGCCAAGAGGACGGAGCUUCGUAACCACUUCAGAGAGCAGAUCGAUGCACUCUAUGCCAAGAUUAAGAUGUGAAUUCGGAUGAAGACGUUGGUGAAGGUGACAAUCAUGUGGAACCUAUAGCCUGAACCAAAUAAUACUUAUUAAAGGGGAUACUCCCCUUUUUCCUGCCACUGACUAUCUACUUUGUUGGGAUUGCUUUCAAAUAAACUGGAUAAUGUUCUCCCACUUUUUUACCCUAUCAUGGCUAGCUAAUGAAAAGCUGAUAAUUUUGCAGAAAAUGAAGUGACAAUAUCACUUUAAUCAUUUUCUGAAAUGGGUAAAACAAACGUGAUGGGGAAAUAUGACUCAUUUAUGCCUUAACUGCUAAUCAGUCUGACCAUGGGCUUUGGCUGCCAAGCUCCAUGGUCACAACUUUUUAAAUCUUGAGGGACGUUUUGCUUUUAGGUAAGAACUAAAAGCCACAAACAUGUUUUGCCAGAAAUGACAAAUAUUGGCUAUUUAUGUACCAGUUUAUUUAAUGUUAUGAUUUUCUAUUUAAUUUGAUAUUUAAUGUCAUCGUCGUACCUGUACAUAGUGUAUCUGUUGACAAAGUCUAUUUGUACAAGGAGUAAACAGUGUGAUCACGGUUGAUACUAGUGUGUUAAUUCCCUGCAUUCCCAUGCUUUGACAUGCUGUAGGCUGUAAAAGAGCCACUUUGCCUCUUUGUGCUGCAUGUAAAAAAUGUUUAAAUGUUUGAUGUUAUUAUACAUGCAGUACAACUAAAUUUCUGCACAGUCAGUGCCUCCUUUUGAAUGUCUUCUCACAUUUCAGUGACCUCAUUUCAGUGCUGAGAGUGGCAUACUGUGACCUGUAAUGCUUACAUUUUUCAGCCAAUGUUUAUGUUGUAGGCCUGUUUUAAUGAUUCAGUGGUGGUGUCUGAAUUUCACAUUUGCCAUCCAUUUGUAGUCAAUGAAACCACAAGUCUUGUGUAGCAACGAACAGCAUUUCAGCUCCAGAAAAAGGUCAGUCAUGAAUUAAGAUGUUUGUCCUGAAUUGUAGUCUUUGCACACAUCUUUGUUUAGGUGUUUUCUUUGUUUGGAUUUUUUUUUUUUUUUUAAAUACCAUAUGAAGAGAUUUUAUCCAUCUUGUUGACAGCUUGACAGAAUCUCUAGAAACAUCCUUUGACUUUUUUGAAGAUGUUGAAAGAAUAGAUCAGGAAAAGAAACUAAACAAAGCAAAUUAGCCGAGUCCCUUCCUAAGUUGUCUUCAGAAAUGUUUCCUAAUUGGCAAGGGGCAAAUGUGUUGUUUCCGAAAAAGACAAGUGUUUUGUGCUAAUGUUUGAGGUACAGCAUCUUUAAUUAUACACUGUAUAAAAUAAACACUUCCAAGACUGUG
Myripristis murdjan (pinecone soldierfish) is the source of this 3405-nucleotide messenger RNA. RefSeq names its product acyl-CoA synthetase long chain family member 1a (gene acsl1a). Gene Ontology annotation, cellular component: membrane; endoplasmic reticulum. The coding region runs from base 10 to 2103 and encodes 697 amino acids. Gene Ontology annotation, molecular function: long-chain fatty acid-CoA ligase activity. Gene Ontology annotation, biological process: long-chain fatty acid metabolic process. Lineage: Eukaryota; Metazoa; Chordata; Actinopteri; Holocentriformes; Holocentridae. The transcript has 20 exons. The record is from RefSeq and is a predicted model, not a curated record.